This is a messenger RNA of Podarcis muralis (Common wall lizard), 2970 nucleotides long. The record is from RefSeq and is a predicted model, not a curated record. Lineage: Eukaryota; Metazoa; Chordata; Lepidosauria; Squamata; Lacertidae.
ACAAUAAAGCAAAACGCACGCGCAACGCGUCGGUUCCCUGCCUCCCGCUUGGAGCUGUCCAACGCUGCUGGUGCUGAAACAGCGCGCGGACCCAACCCCUGCGCCCAGUGACCAGAGUCAAAGAGGGAAGCCGGUCCGAAUCGCCACUGUUCCGUGCAACGGGCGCCAGCAAGGCUGUGAGUUUCCAGAGAAGCGAAGUGAAGCGUUCCUGUUUAAAAAAGACUCCCGUCGCAGAAAAGGACUCGGAGCUGCCUUCAUAGGACCAGCGUGGGAAAGCGCCCCUCGGGAUGGAUCUGACCGGACGCGCUCCCUUAGGGAGAGCUUGAAAGCUGCCCUUGGAUAUUUUUAAUAUUAUUAUUGUUAUUAUUAUUAAUCUCGCGGUUUCCCCACUUUGGUUUUGUUUCUCCUCUUUCUUCCUCGUUUCGAAGAGGCCAUGUCCCCGCAGUCUGCGCACACCAAGAAAGAGCAGGUACGGUUUGGAGGCUGAUAUGUAAAGCAAAAUGGCUAAAGUUGAUACCUAUCACUCCUGUCCUGCGAUCCAUAGGCUGUCUCUGAAGACUAUCAACGAUGACCCUGAUGAUAAGCUUGAAAAUGGAUUUACCAGGACCCGCUCGCUGUGUGAGGAGGACACGUCUCCCGAAUUGCACAGAGUCAUUUCCAUGGAGACGGGCGGCCUGCCUGAAUCUCGAAGAAGCUCGUUCUCAGGCAGCGGAGCGAUGGCUAGGUUAUCGUGGUUCAUCUUAUCACUGCGAUCCUGGGCCAGGAGGAACUUGCAUCAUGAAGACCAAAGGCCAGAUUCCUUUCUUGAGCGAAUCCGAGGGCCAGAACUCAAAGACAUUCCCAGUAGAGACAGCAACACCCAGCUGAACUACGAAGAGGCAGAUGGACUGAAAAAGAAGAAGAAAGAGGUCUUUGUGAUGGACCCUUCAAGCGAUCUGUACUAUAGGUGGUUGACCAUCAUUGCAACACCCGUCUUCUAUAACUGGUGUUUGAUAGUGUGUAGAGCCUGUUUCGAUGAGCUUCAACUGGAACACAUUACACUUUGGCUGAUCUUGGACUAUUCCUCUGAUGUCAUCUAUGUCCUGGACACAUUUGUCAGGUACAGAACAGGUUUCCUGGAACAAGGACUACUAGUUCGCGAUGAAAAAAAGUUAAGACUGAAUUAUCAAUCUACUACGCAGUUCAAGCUGGACUUGCUCUCUCUUAUCCCAACAGACCUGGGCUAUUUUAAAUUUGGGAUUAACUAUCCUGAGCUGCGCUUUAAUCGGCUGCUGAGAAUUGCUAGGUUAUUUGAGUUUUUUGACCGUACAGAAACGAGAACAAACUACCCAAACAUGUUUCGAAUUGGGAACCUUGUCUUGUACAUUCUUAUCAUUAUCCACUGGAAUGCAUGCAUAUUUUUUGCUAUUUCCAAGCAGAUUGGAUUUGGAACAGACACCUGGGUCUAUCCCAAUAUAUCCCAUCCAGAACAUGGACGUCUGUCCAGGAAAUACAUUUACAGUUUAUAUUGGUCAACAUUGACAUUGACAACCAUUGGCGAGACUCCACCUCCUGUGAAAGAUGUAGAGUAUCUGUUUGUGGUCAUGGACUUCCUGGUUGGUGUGCUCAUCUUUGCUACCAUUGUCGGUAACGUAGGCUCUAUGAUCUCUAACAUGAAUGCCUCUAGGGCAGAGUUCCAGGCGAAGGUUGAUUCUAUCAAACAGUACUUGCAGUUCCGAAAAGUCACCAAAGACUUGGAAAACAGGGUUAUUAAAUGGUUUGAUUACCUGUGGACCAACAAGAAAACGGUGGAAGAGAAAGAAGUUCUGAAGUACCUCCCUGAUAAACUGAAGGCUGAAAUUGCCAUCAAUGUCCACUUAGACACACUAAGGAAGGUACGCAUCUUCCAAGACUGUGAAGCUGGACUUCUUAUUGAGCUGGUGUUGAAGCUAAGACCCACGGUCUUCAGUCCUGGAGAUUAUAUCUGCAAGAAAGGGGAUAUCGGAAGGGACAUGUAUAUUAUUAAGGAAGGGAAGCUGGCUGUCGUGGCUGAUGAUGGUGUGACCCAGUUUGUGGUCCUAAGUGAUGGCAGCUACUUUGGAGAAAUCAGCAUCUUAAAUAUCAAAGGCAGCAAAUCUGGCAACAGGAGGACAGCCAACAUCAGAAGUAUAGGCUAUUCUGACCUGUUCUGCUUAUCUAAAGAUGACCUGAUGGAAGCUCUCACUGAGUACCCUGAUGCCAAAAAGGCACUAGAAGAAAAAGGACGGCAGAUUUUGAUGAAGGACAAUUUGAUUGAUGAGGAAGCAGCUAAAGCAGGAGCAGAUCCCAAAGACCUGGAGGAGAAAAUAGAAAAGCUGGAAGCUGCCCUAGACAUUCUCCAGACCAGGUUUGCUAGACUCCACGGAGAGUACACUGCGUCUCAAGCCAAAGUCAAGCAGAGACUUGUAAAAGUGGAGACAAAAGUGAAGAAGUUUGGAAGUGGUACGCUGUCAGGUGACGAGGGUGAAAAACCACAGGAAGAGAAAAAGAAUUAAGGGGGCACUUUGAUCAUCUUCAUUCAGCUCAGAAUAUUGCAUCAGAGAAGAGAUAUGCACAUGAAAAUAUGUAAACAAGGCUAUUUUUAUAUGGACCCAAAUCAAUGGCAUUUGUAGCAUUUUUAACUGAAGCAAUUGUCAUGUAAAUAGGAAAUUCUUAUGUUUUAUGAUAUUUUUAGAAACAGUUCUUCACUUCCUUUUUGUUGUUGUUCAUUUUGUAUUGGUUACGGGUUUCUUAUGAGUCAUGAUCAGACCUCCUUGAUGGCAGAGUGUGUGCAUGUCUGACUGCAUUUGUGAUUGAUACCUUUCACAAUGUAUUUGGCACCAAGGAGGUCUUCUGUAAACUAAUAACUUAGUGGACUGAUCAAACAGAUGCAUACAUAUAAAUAAGAAUGCUACUUGCACCAUUUCCGCUUUGAAAUCAUAGCAGCCUCCCAGUGAAUAUAAUUUAUCCACU